Fusarium verticillioides 7600 is the source of this 2715-nucleotide messenger RNA. RefSeq lists its product as hypothetical. NCBI's taxonomy places the organism in Eukaryota, Fungi, Ascomycota, Sordariomycetes, Hypocreales, Nectriaceae. The record is from RefSeq and is a predicted model, not a curated record. Gene Ontology annotation, biological process: carbohydrate metabolic process. The transcript has a single exon. The coding region runs from base 1 to 2715 and encodes 904 amino acids.
AUGUCCUGUCCUCAAGUUGCCAAGCUCAAAUUUGAGCAUCACCAUAACGGUCUCGGUGUAGACAGGCCUAGACCUCGACUUUCAUGGUCCUUCGAAAUAUCGCCCUCCACAGCUUCAUCAUGGGUACAAACCAGUUAUGAAGUUGAGGUCACCUUUUUGAGCGCAGACGAUACUCAAGUAUUCACCGCUGAGAGUAAAGAAUCAGUUCUGGUACCAUGGCCGGCCAGGUCACUUUUAUCUCGCGAAUCUGCGUCGGUUCGUGUCAGAGUCUACGGCAAAAGCCUCGAGCAAGACUCUCCUAUACUGGAGCCUAGCCCUUGGUCGACUGCUGCGACCGUCGAAGCCGCUCUUCUUGACACCAGCGACUUCGAGGCAAGCUUUAUCACCUCAGCAGACCGAAUUGGACCCUAUGGGCCUCUACGCCCGAUUCGGUUCCACAAAGAGUUCACUUUACCGCCAGAUGCCACGAGUAUCGCUCGAGCACGAUUAUACAUAACAAGUCUUGGCGUAUUUGAGGCAACCAUAAACGGACAACGUGUCGAUAAUGAGGUCCUGGCCCCAGGCUGGACGAGCUACAACCAUCGUCUCAUCUACCGUAUCCAUGAUGUUACCUCCUUACUACUCCCCGGCCAGAAGAAUAUCAUCAGUGCCGAAGUUGCUGAGGGAUGGUAUGCAGGAAGACUCGGCUUCAAAGGUGGCAAGCGGUUCAGGUAUGGCGAUGAGCUAGGCCUGUUCGCUCAGCUAGAGGUUCAAGAUGCAGCUGGUAAAAUAUCUUGGGAUCUUGUCUCGAACGAUACAUGGUUAUGCACCACGAGUCCAAUUGUUACGAGCGAGAUCUACGAUGGCGAGGUUUAUGAUAUGAACCAUAUUCCCUCGGAUGCGGUUAAGACAAAGGUUCUUCCGAAGCCAUCGGCUCGACUCCUAGCACCCGACAUCCCUCCUGUCCGUGUCACAGAGACCAUGCUCUGCAAACGUGUCUUCAGAAGCCAGAGCGGCAAGACGAUCUUGGACUUCGGCCAGAACCUCGUGGGCAAGCUCUUCAUACCAAGUCUACCGACUGAGAAGGACAAAUGCAUCACUUUUCGUCAUGCCGAAGUUAUGGAGAAUGGAGAGCUGGGCACACGGCCACUUCGCGGCGCUAAAUGCUGCGACACUAUCAUCGGUUCAGGCGAUGUUCUGUCGGAGUGGUCACCUAAGUUCACCUUCCACGGAUUCCGGUAUGUCGAGGUUGAAGGAUGGCCUGGCGAUGGCCCCACGCCUGAUGAAGUCCAAGCUCUUGUUCUUCACACCGAUAUGGAGCGGCGAGGAUUCUUCGAAUGCUCCAAUCCAUAUAUAAAUCAGCUACACAAGAAUAUCGUCUGGUCAAUGCGCGGCAACUUUCUCUCGCUACCUACAGACUGCCCGCAGCGAGAUGAGCGUCUCGGAUGGACCGGCGAUCUCCAAGUAUUCUGCCCAACAGCAACAUACCUCUAUGACACACUGGGUAUACUUAGUAACUGGCUGCAAGAUGUAUCAGCAGAACAACUGGAGGAAGGGAAGGGCGGUAUACCUCCUCUUGUAUGUCCCAAUGCCAUAAGUUCAAACUGGCCUCAUAUGGCUCAGGCGAUCUGGGAUGAUGUCACGAUCUUAGCUCCAGACACUUUGUAUCAGUACAGCUCUGACAGAGGCCUCUUGGAGACACAGUUCGAUAGCAUGAAUACUUGGCUAGAACAGGGCGUCGAUCGGGCUCCAGAUGGACUUUGGAACCCUGAUAAGUGGCAGCUGGCAGACUGGUUGGACCCCAGCGCGCCACCUGAAGACCCCGGUAAUGGACGAACUGACAACAUCCUCGUUGCGAAUGCUUAUCUUGUGCAUACGACACUGGUAUUUUCCGAGUUAUGCCCCGUCCUAGGAAAGACGGAGCUCGCUGCCAAGUAUGCACAAGAUGGGGAGCGACUCAAGGCCCUGUUCCAGCGAAGGUACAUCACAGCCGAAGGUAAUUUAAUGUCAACAUCCCAAACGGGUUUUGGCCUCGCUAUCAGAUUUGGCCUUUACCCAGAAAACGAGGAACAACGCAAAACUGCUGGAAAAGCCCUCGAUCGUCUAGUCCGUACCGCUCGCUUCCACAUCAGUACAGGUUUCGCGGGAACACCAGUUAUCUCCCAUGCGCUAUCUGAGAUUGGCCGUUCACAGCUGGCAUACCGUAUGUUGCUCGAGACGACAUGCCCCAGUUGGUUAUACGCCGUAGUAUCCCACGAUGCAACGACCGUAUGGGAGCGCUGGGACAGCAUGUUACCAGAUGGACGCAUUAAUCCCGGUCAGAUGACGAGUUUCAACCACUAUGCACUUGGUGCAGUAGGUGAUUGGCUUCAUGCGACUGUGGGUGGCAUUUCGCCUCGCGAGCCAGGUUGGCGCGUUGUUCGAGUUCGCCCCCUUCCUGGAGGCAAUAUCACCAAUGCCAGGGUAUCAUUCAAUGGACCUUAUGGACUUGUUGCGUGCGAAUGGAGACUUGAAGGUCAACGGUUUACUAUGUCGUUGACUAUCCCUCCCAACUGCUCGGCCCUAGUGACUUUACCUUCAGAAGUGCGAAAAGACUUUAGCUGCGAGGUGGAGGCAACGCGAAUUCUUUGCUCUGGUCAUCACUUGCUGGAAUGUCAAUUUGAUGCUGGGGAAUGGCCGCCUAAGCCAACGAUUGCUGCAAAUCAGCCCAUGCCUGUAGAUAGUAUUGCCGGGUAG